Medicago truncatula (barrel medic) is the source of this 2692-nucleotide messenger RNA. Its product is annotated as fimbrin-5. Gene Ontology annotation, molecular function: actin filament binding. Gene Ontology annotation, biological process: actin filament bundle assembly; actin filament network formation. Bases 228 to 2228 code for a protein of 666 amino acids. Lineage: Eukaryota; Viridiplantae; Streptophyta; Magnoliopsida; Fabales; Fabaceae. The record is from RefSeq and is a predicted model, not a curated record. The transcript is spliced from 15 exons. Gene Ontology annotation, cellular component: actin filament bundle; actin filament; cytoplasm.
UUGAUUUCUCAUUUCUCAUUCUCAUUUCCUUCUCCUUCGCGGGUCCUAUCACCAAAUCGUUUUUUUCUCUCCACCCCAAUUUUCUCACUUUCCUACAAUUCUCUUCUCUCUUUCCUUUUUACACAAAAAACAACAAAAAAAAUGAGUUUUUUCUUUCAAUCUUAACCCAUAAGUGUGAUUUUCCAACUGUUUGAUAAAAUUCCUCAAUCAAAGUUUCAACUUUCAACAUGUCUAGUUUUGUGGGUGUUCUUGUUUCUGAUCAAUGGCUUCAGAGCCAGUUCACUCAAGUCGAAUUACGAACUCUCAAAUCAAAAUAUGUAUCUGAAAGAACUCAAUCGGGCCGUGUUAUUGUGGGAAAUUUGCCUCCCAUUUUCAAGAAAUUGAAGGCUUUUGCGGAGUUUUUUACCGAGGAUGAGAUUAAGGCUGUAUUGGAAGAGUCAUAUCAGAAUAUGGAUGAUGAAAUCGACUUUGAGUCCUUCCUUAGGGCACAUUUAAACUUGCAAACUCGAGCUGCAGCAAAAGGUGGCGGUUCAAAAAGUUCUUCUUCAUUUUUGAAGGCAGCUACGACUACCGUUCAUCAUGCAAUUAAUGAAUCUGAGAAGGCUUCUUAUGUCGCACACAUUAACAGUUACUUGGCUGAAGAUAAAUUCAUGAAGCAGUUUCUUCCAAUUGAUCCGUCUACAAAUGCAUUGUUUGAUCUUGCUAAAGAUGGAGUCCUGCUUUGCAAGCUUAUUAAUGUUGCUGUUCCUGGGACAAUAGAUGAGCGAGCCAUUAACACAAAACGGGAUCUUAAUCCAUGGGAGAGGAAUGAAAACCACACCCUUGGCCUCAAUUCAGCAAAGGCUAUUGGGUGCACAGUGGUUAAUAUUGGUACACAGGAUAUGGUUGAAGGAAGACCUUAUUUGGUACUUGGUCUGAUUUCACAAAUAAUCAAGAUUCAAUUGUUAGCUGAUCUCAAUCUGAAGAAAACUCCUCAACUUUUGGAAUUAGUGGAAGAUGAUAAGGAUGUGGAGGAGCUUAUCAGUUUACCACCUGACAAGGUUUUAUUGAAAUGGAUGAAUUUCCACUUGAAGAAAGCUGGUUAUGAGAAACAAGUUACAAAUUUCUCAUCUGAUGUAAAGGAUGGAGAGGCUUAUGCGUACUUGCUUAAUGCUCUUGCUCCAGAAACUGCAGGCCCAUCUGCCUUGACCAUAAGUGAUCCGACAGAAAGAGCAAAUAUGGUUCUUGAGCAGGCAGAGAGAUUAGAUUGCAAGAGAUACCUCACUCCAAAGGACAUAGUUGAAGGGUCACCUAACCUUAAUCUUGCAUUUGUUGCUCAAAUUUUCCAGCAUAGGAAUGGGCUUACAGUUGACACGAAUAAAAUGUCCUUCGCUGAGAUGAUGACUGAUGAUGCACAGACAUCUCGGGAAGAAAGAUGCUUCAGACUCUGGAUUAACAGUCUCGGAAUUGCUACUUAUGUCAAUAAUGUUUUCGAGGAUGUCAGAAAUGGAUGGGUUCUAUUAGAAGUUCUUGAUAAGGUUUCACCUGGAUCUGUCAACUGGAAGCAGGCGACAAAGCCUCCUAUAAAGAUGCCAUUUCGGAAAGUGGAGAAUUGCAACCAAGUUAUAAAAAUUGGGAAGGACCUAAACUUUUCCUUAGUAAACGUUGCUGGUAACGAUAUUGUUCAAGGGAAUAAGAAGCUCUUACUAGCUUUUUUGUGGCAGCUUAUGAGAUUUACCAUGCUUCAACUUCUGAGAAACUUGAGAUCACACUCCCAAGGUAAAGAGAUUACUGAUGCUGAUAUACUAAACUGGGCGAACAACAAAGUGAAGAAAGCCGGAAGAACAUCUGAAAUGGAGAGUUUCAAGGAUAAGAAUCUUUCCAACGGAAUUUUCUUCCUUGAGCUUUUGAGUGCCGUGGAGCCAAGGGUGGUCAACUGGAGUUUAGUUACUAAAGGGGAGACUGAUGAUGACAAGAAGUUGAAUUCAACAUAUAUAAUCAGUGUUGCCAGAAAACUUGGAUGUUCCAUUUUCCUGUUACCUGAGGACAUAAUCGAGGUCAACCAGAAGAUGAUACUCACUUUAUCUGCUAGCAUCAUGUACUGGAGCCUGCUGAAUUCUGAAGAAAACAGCACCCCAGAAACAUCGCCUGUAGCUUCAGCAGAUGGCGAACAUGAAACAGAUUUAGUCAACGAGGUAUCCGAUUUAGCUAUUGAUGAUAAUGCUGCAGAAAAUGCCAGCUCUCCUUAAGCUGGCAGCGUGAAUCUCUGUCGACAUUAAAGGAUCUCUGUCAAAAGGUUGAAGCAAACCACAAAAUGAGGGAGAAAAAUUCAUUUUUGUUUAUAGAAUAGAAAGACGAAGCCGGCCUCUUGGUGCUCGGCGCAAAAGAAAGAGCUUAUAUUUUUUUUAUGAAGAACCACAGAUAAUAGAAGGAUCUUGUAAAAUUUCUUUUAGAAUUUUUUUGUACUUUAGGUAUAUUCUUUGACGAAAAUCGUAUGCAUUUUAUUCCCAAUAAUAAGAAAAGGGAGGAGGCAUCAGUUUAUAUCGACCUGAUAGCCAAGAUUACUCCUAAUCCAUGCUUGCACUCCAUUUUAGAGUGUGGUUUUUCUAGUUCAGGUCUGGAAUUCAAGUAUAAGGCAGAUAGUUGGAGACAAUGCAUUUCAAUUUCUCUGUUUUCCUUCAGAUGCGAAAAUAUUCUUAGUUUCUUUUCUUAA